GAAGUUUUUGUCAGCAAACACUGCAGAAAGCCAGGAAAACUUGUUCAUUGGUGAAGACAACAGAACUAGACUGGUCCAUGGAUUACCAAAGUCUUGUGACUAGUACAAAUAUGUGCGUUAUAUAUCAGCUGCUCCUUGCAAGACAUUUCCCUUGUUCUUUUCAGAUUCUAAGCUGCAGCUUCAUGAAGGAAACCAUAAGAUACUUGGCAGGCAUUGCUGGGCCAAGUGGGUAUGGCUCCAAAUCAACUGCAGAGGAAGUUACCCACAACUGUUCUUGUUCUCAGUUAACUGCCAUCAUCACUGGGGCCACUUCCGGUAUUGGGGCUGAAACGGCAAGAGUUCUGGCUAAGAGAGGGGUAAGAAUUGUGAUUCCAGUGAGAGAUCUGACGAAGGCAACUGAAGUGAAGGAGAGAAUACAGAAUGAGAGUCCAGAAGCUGAGAUUAUUAUAUCUGAGAUUGAUCUCAGCUCUUUUGCCUCUGUGAAGAGAUUUUGCUCUGAGUUUCUGGCUCUAGGAAUCCCCCUAAACAUUCUCAUCAACAAUGCUGGGAUAUUCUCUCAGAAUCUGGAGUUCUCCGAAGACAAAAUUGAGAUGACAUUUGCCACAAAUUACCUAGGACAUUAUUUAUUGACAGAGUUAUUGUUAGAGAAGAUGAUAGAGACGGCAGCACAAACAGGCAUUCAAGGAAGAAUCAUAAAUCUUUCUUCUGUAGUUCACAGCUGGGUGAAAAAAGAUGGCUUCUGCUUCAGACAAAUGCUUAAUCCUAAGAAUUAUAAUGGCACACGGGCAUAUGCUCAGUCCAAAUUGGCUAACAUAUUGCAUGCCAAGGAAUUGGCCAGACAGCUAAAGGCAAGGAAUGCAAGAGUAACUAUAAAUGCUGUACAUCCAGGCAUUGUAAAGACUGGCAUUAUUAGGGCACAUAAGGGUUUCAUUACAGAUUCUAUCUAUUUUCUUGCCUCCAAGCUGUUAAAAUCUACAUCUCAGGGUGCAUCAACCACAUGCUAUGUUGCUCUGAGCCCACAAACAGAGGGGGUGAGUGGGAAAUACUUUGCGGACUGCAAUGAGAAUAACUGCUCAGCCAUAGCAAAUGAUGAAGGCGAGGCACAACGGCUAUUGAGGCAGACCCGUGCCUUGGUCCAGAGACUAUCACAUCAACAACCAGCUUAGAAGUUAGAACGUUAUCUCAAGCACAUGCGAGGACAUAAAAUUUUAGAAUAAGCCCUGUACAGGCACUGUACUUUUGUACAUGAUACAAGAUAUUUACAGGAGUAGCCUGGAGGUAGUUACCUAAGACAAUAAAUAAAGGGGUUUUAGAAACUAGAAUUAUCUCUACUUUAACCACCAAAUCAAUGCAUCUAUGAUUCUGAGUUAAAUAACAAAAUAUGACAAUUUUA
Rubroshorea leprosula is the source of this 1393-nucleotide messenger RNA. Lineage: Eukaryota; Viridiplantae; Streptophyta; Magnoliopsida; Malvales; Dipterocarpaceae. The record is from the annotation of a GenBank genome assembly.